Sparassis crispa is the source of this 582-nucleotide messenger RNA. RefSeq lists its product as hypothetical. NCBI's taxonomy places the organism in Eukaryota, Fungi, Basidiomycota, Agaricomycetes, Polyporales, Sparassidaceae. The record is from RefSeq and is a predicted model, not a curated record. Gene Ontology annotation, biological process: positive regulation of DNA-templated transcription. The coding region runs from base 1 to 582 and encodes 193 amino acids. Gene Ontology annotation, molecular function: transcription coactivator activity; chromatin DNA binding. Gene Ontology annotation, cellular component: nucleus. The transcript is spliced from 3 exons.
AUGGCGCUCAACUGGACUAUGCUCAGUCCAAAUCGUUCCCCAGUCCCGCUGCCCCACGAAAUGACGAUCAGAACGGUCGACAGCGGCGUCGAGCUCACGCUUGUUGUUACCGACUCGCCGCCGGCGGGCGCAGCACGCUCAGGCGGGUCGGGCGGGUCGAAGAAGCUCAAGGAGCAGGGACGCCUCUGGCUCACUGACCAUCGAGUGAUAUUCGUGUCUGACGCCACAAGGGACAAGGCGUCGUUCGAGUCGCUCUCUGUCCCGCUCAAGUCGAUCCUGUCAACCAAGUUCGAGCAGCCGUACUUGGGCUCGAACUACCUCAUCCUGGACAUCCAUCCUGCCGCUGCCGGCGGGCUGGCGGAGGGGACGAAGGCCGAGGUGCGUUUCAUGAACAAGGGGAUCUUCGAGUUUGCGAGCGCCUUGGACAAGACACGCGAACGCGCGCUGUACAUGAGGCGGCAGUCGGCGGAUGAGGAAGAGGGUCUUCCAUCUUACUCGACUCCGGGUGACGCUCCAGGGCCGUCGUCGUAUGUUCCUGCAUCGAAUGUUCCUAAUGACAGCCCUCCAAGCUACGAAGCCUAA